AGUGUUCCUUCAGUAACUUGCAGCACGAAAUCCUGAGCUCGCGAUCGACAUUAUUGGUCGAUGGUCGAUGGUCGAUGGUCGAUUUCAAUGCCUCAUCAAUGUACACACGGAUUGCCUCCGAUUUCCAUGCAGGAUCAUCCACCUUCCUCAUCUGUCGAGCCCGACCCAUCUCGGAAGCAUCAUUCCCAAGAGCCAAUCUAGGGACAUCGCCGUCUUUGGCAAACCAAACAAGUGCCGAUGGCGGUCAUCUGAAAGUGCGGGGCAAAUACUCUUCGGAUUUUCCAGUAAUGCCGGCUAUUCUGAGCCUGCCACCAAUGCAACAUGGCCAACCACGUGUCGUAGCACUCUUUCUCGUCCGCAGGCCAUCACUUUCCCAGAUGAGAAGUUCAUCCUCUCUGUGUUCUUCCGCUAGAGAUUGCUGCCAGUUUCUGUCUUGAUCGUCCAUCAAUCUCAUUGUCACACUCGCAACGCCAAUGGCCACCAUGGCGCCGUGGCUAGGACCACAACGUAAAUCAUGGUGCAACCACCCUGUGGACGCUUGACCCAUUUGAGCGCAUACUUGAUAGUAGACAGAGGAGAGCCGUCGAUCGGCAAGUACUGCAGACCGCCCUACGUCCUCUGGCUGACUCCACCUGUCAGA
Molecule: messenger RNA, 640 nt
Organism: Verticillium alfalfae VaMs.102
Lineage: Eukaryota; Fungi; Ascomycota; Sordariomycetes; Glomerellales; Plectosphaerellaceae
Exons: 1
Coding region: 68-412 (114 amino acids)
Source: RefSeq, a predicted model, not a curated record